Messenger RNA from Microtus ochrogaster (prairie vole), 2462 nucleotides. It is a transcript of the gene Tmem18, whose product is annotated as transmembrane protein 18. Gene Ontology annotation, cellular component: nuclear membrane. The record is from RefSeq and is a predicted model, not a curated record. Lineage: Eukaryota; Metazoa; Chordata; Mammalia; Rodentia; Cricetidae.
GAGACGUCUAGGCGACUUUCCUGGCUGCCGGAAGCCGCAGACUUCUCCAGGUUGUGGGUAUCCCCGGCGGCGUGAUGCCCUCCCCAUUCUCGGUCAGAACCUUCCCGGUCAGCAUCCCCGCGGUGAUCAUGGAGACAGACUGGACAGAGCCCUGGCUCCUAGGACUUGUCGUCUUCCAUGUGCUGUGCCUGCUCCUUACCUGCUUCUCAUCAAAGAGGUAUAAACUACAGAUCGGACACUUCCUGUGCCUCGUCACGUUGGUCUAUUGUGCUGAGUAUAUCAAUGAAGCAGCUGCAAUGAACUGGAGAUCGUUUGCAAAAUACCAGUAUUUCGAUUCCCGGGGGAUGUUCAUUUCUCUCGUGUUCUCAGCACCGUUGCUGGUGAACGCCAUGGUCAUCGUGAUUAUGUGGGUUCGGAAGACUUUGAAAGUGAUGUCUGACCUAAAGAACUUGCAAGAAAAGAGAAAGGAGAGGAAAAGGAGAAGAAAGGAGGAAUAGCGGCCAGCUGUUGCUGUGGACCUUGUUUUCCUCUGGUUGUUUCCAGCUGUAGGCUGCGCAGGGCCCAGAUGUCCUCUGGCAGCGGACUCAUGGUCUGGAAAAUGGUUCUUAGAUUUCACACCCACAAACAUGGAGCCUUCAAAGAGCAUCAGUGUCACCUGGAUGCUGAUUGAACAUGGAACCACAUUUGCCUGGUGGGAGCUCUGGUUCAGCCGCAGGAAGAGUCCCAUGCGGCUUCUCACGGUUUGCUGGCAGACCGCAUCCUGCAACUAAUGUUCACGCCGUCUCAAGUGUGGAAACUGAAAAAUAAACAGCGCCAUCCUGCCUUGUGGCACCACAACCCACUCGCUGUUCUGUUUCUGACCUGUAGGGGUCGCUCUUUGUUAAAAAGGUGAUCUUGUUCCCCCAGAACAAGGGUCACCACAGAUAGGCAUGGCACUUGUGUUUGUUGGGUAAAGACUAGGAUGCUGAAAUCUUAGAGGACACAGGAUGGUCCCCCACCCCGCCCCCCGGGGAAUAUUGUUCUGUAUGUGAUGCCAGCAGCACCCAGGCAGAGGGAACUGCACAGCAGGUCUGGAAAGGAAUGUAGUGUAUCAGUUCCCAUGAAGCUAAACCUCUGAAGAAUUGAGUUGGGGCUCUGCCACUGAAAAUGUUUUGUUUAAAAAUAUUAAGCUAGCAUGGAAGCUGUAAAGUCCAGACUCCAUGGGAAAUAGUAUGUCAGAUGAACCGUUGGGUGUUGUUUUCUCUGGGUACAGAAUUAUAAAUGCUUGCAUGCUCGCUGAAUGGCGUGGCUGUUUCUUUACAGCUUGCGACAGGCACAGACCUGUUCCUCCUGAGUGUCACACCUUGUACAGCUGGGGGUUGGCAAGCACAGAGAAGGACACAUUGCUUCUGUCUCAUCAGAUGUCCUUAGUCUCUAUGGAAUCUGGAGCAGUAAACCUCCAGAAAUUACCAAGUACUAGAGACUAGACUUAGAAACAGCAUUCAGUACUGGGAACUCUAUAGACUCUUAGCUUUAGUUUAAAGGAAUAUUUGUGAAUAGUUUUCUUUAUUUAGUUGGAGUUUUCUCCUUUCUAAAUGAAACAUUCUUCCAAGUUCUAAAAUACAGUAAAAUCUAGAUAAAAGUAUUUAAAGGUAAAAGUAGACAGUUUGGUAGAUUCCAGUUAUGUCCUGGAGCCCGGCUCUUAUAGAAAGGCCCCUGACCGAACGUGACAGUCUGAUAAGGUGUGAGAGCUUGGCUCCUUCAUGAAGCCACUGCAGCCUUCAGCUGACCUGAGUUCUCAAUUGCUUGACUUGUUCCACUUUUACAUUGCACCAAAAAAGUUCUAAAGGAAAUAUCAUAGUAUAUUAAGUCAGAUGUUUUUAAUUUAAAAUCGCACUGUUAAGUCAUGGACAUUGUAUCUAAUGGUCUGUUUCUGAAAAUUACUGGUUCAGGGUGUUUAUUCAUUUUAUGGCUACAAAGGCACUCGCUAUAACAUUGGCUAGUUUCACAGAAAAUAAAACCAAAUUGAUCAGUUACAUUUAGUUAGAUAAAUCUGAAAGCAGGAGAGUGUCAAGGAGGCUUAGAACUCGUCAACCAGGCCUGUUCCCCUUGGCCUUUGUGUCCGAGGCUUGUACAAAAUGUGUCAGGGAGUGGUUGAGCUGCCUGAGUCCUGACAUUGUGCAGGACAGCUUCAUGGGUGCUGGAGAGGAGACACAGAGGAAGCAGGGCACUUGUAGGUGCUGCGCACUUUACAGCACUGGUUCCAUUGUUUGGACUGGCUGCAUUUGCAACCAAUCAGCUUAAUCUAAUUUUCUCUGAUAAAAUAGCACAAAGGUAUUAUUACUUCACUGUAUAUUGAUAUUAAUACCUCGGACUUUACAUAACCCUGACCUUAACUUUUGGGCUUUUGUGCCUUUUCUCUGCAUAUGUGGUUGUGAAUGCACACGUGCUUAGUUUUUGAGACAAUUAGAGUUGUUGGUUUU